AUGUCAAAAAAGACAAAAACAACUAUUUCCUUGGAUGUUAAGUUGAAUUUAACACCACCAAAGCGAAAAAAAAAGCUCCAAAAGAGCAAAUGUAUCCUUAAAUGUAAACUUGAAAAGGAUGAACCCAGCAUCAGGUUUAGUAAAAAGUCGCGAGAAGUUGUUUAUCGAGCUGCACAGCUUCGGAAUGAUGACACUGUUAUUGCCAUCCUUGAUUCUUUUGGGGAAGAUCUACCUUCAGUUGAUUAUGGAUAUCACAGGAAGUGUUAUCAGAAAUACACCAAUAAGAGGCUUUUAGAAAAGUUGAAUGAGGAAGUCAUCGAGCCUGAGGAAACAGUUCAAACCGUUGAGCUUGAAGCAUCGACAUCGGCCGAGAGUAUCCUGCAGACUCCACGUACUUCGUCCAGAAAGAGAGGUCGUCAAGGUAUAAUUAUUGCGUUUUAUUCUAUAAAAUAUAGUGCUUUAUAGAGAUUUUGAGCACUGAUAAAAGUGAUAAUCUCGCAUGUGGGAUUAUUCAUGAUAAUUUCACAUAUGAAAAUUAUCGCUUUUCAAUUAUCGCUUUUCUGGAAAGAUUAUCGCUUUUCAAAGACUGUCCUUUAACCCAUUAAACGCCAGCGCUCUCCCCUUGACGUCUGGCGUUAGACAGAGUAAAAUGCUAAAGUAGGGUGCAUCAGGGUGCAAUGCGACUCAAUGGGUUGAUAUAAUAAACAGAAAAAUACAUGGGUGCUUGGAAAUACCAGAUUUAUUUCUCGUGUUGAACAUGAUAUAUCACUCGUUCGCUGCGCUCACUCGUGGGAUAUCAUGUUCAACACUCGAAAUAAAUCAGGUAUUUCCGCGCACUCAUGUAUUAUUCUCUAUAAAUAUCGUGUAUAUAUAGAGAAUAUUACAUGGUUGCGAGGAAAUAUGAAAUUUAUUUCGAGUAUUGAACAGGCCCGUAGCUGAGGGGGGCCUGGGGGGUGGGCAAUGCCCCCUCACUCGGUGGGGCAGUGCCCCCCCAGUGCCCCCCCUCCGAAAUUUGGUAUUAAAAAUUGAGAUAAAGGACGUGGAAACCAAUUGUAAUCAUGGGACAAAUUCUGUAAAUUUUGUGGUUAAUUUUGCGAUUUUUCGAAAAAUUUUGUUAGUUUUCUGAAAAAUUUUGUAUGUCCGGAAAAAAUUGGUAUGUCCGGAAAAAUUUUUUGACCCUUAAAGUGGUACACUGACCGAAAUUUUUUUGGCGACGGGGGGGGUGGGGGGUGGGUGGGAGGUCGCCAAAAUAAAUUAGGGAAAAAAAUUUUUCUCAUAUCAAACCCUCCGUUACAUUCUUUCUGCAGUGCCACCCCAGAAAUUGAGAGCCAGCUACGGGCUUGGUAUUGAACAGGGCGUCUCACAAGUGAGCGCGACAAAUUGUUGUGUGAAAAUGUACCUUAACAGUGAUAUCGUCGUCAUAUAGGUAAAAUUUUGGCUGAUCACGAGUGCUGCAUCUGUGGAACGAAAAAGACUGCGCGAACUGGGAGUGGAUAUGAGCCGUUGACAAAAUGCGUAACGGAAAAUGGCGCAGAAACAUUAAUGCAACAAGCAGAAAAAGAUGACGAGUAUCCUUCUUUACGUGCAGAAGUUGCUGGUGUCGAUUGGCAGACCAUAAUAGCAAGAGAAUACUACUAUCACAAAUCUUGUUACAAGAAACUUGCCAAGAAACGAGUACCAAACGCAGACGCAGAUAACGCGGACGCCGAUAACGCGGACGAAGAUCUAGUUUUUCAUGAAGUUACAAGGCACAUCGCAGAAAAAGUUAUAGAUGGCUGUGAAGUCGUACGGGUGAGUGAUAUUUCAAAGAUAUUUUCGGAGAUAGCAGAUCGAUUUUCUGGCGACAAGGAUAGCGUUGUUUUGAUGACGGCUCAGAAAUUAAAGGAGAAAAUUCAAAAUUAUUUUGGAGAGAGGGUAGGAUUCUGGCGUCCAUCGUACGGUAGCGAAUUGAUGUUUAAUAACAAUAUCGAGAAGGGAAAGUUGGUCGAAAUGACUGUGAGAGCAAAAUUGGCAAAUCAAAAAUGGGAAGACAAAACGCUUGAGGAGAAAACAACAGAAGUCGCGCGAGAAAUCCGAAAGGAGUUAUUAGAAAUUCCAAAUACUUAUAGCAGGUAAAAUGACGAUCUCAAAACAAGAAUACAAAUAUAUUCACCCUGAACCGUUUUACUGAUGAGAAAACUGGAGACAUUGUUUCCAAUCUUAUUUUCUGUUUUAUCUGUCAACUUCUCUGACAUGCAAAAAUCAUUCAUCCCGGCAAAUGUUUUCCCCUCUUAUUUAGGAUGAAUGCCGAAAAGGCUUAUUUCAAAUUUCAUAUCAACAUCUUGUUGUUUUUAGUUGGCCGCCAUCGGAAAAGGAAUUUUUAUCGAAUGAAACGCACAUUCCCAAUUUGACAACUCGUUUAUUGGAAGGAAUUCUUGUCAAGAAAACAGCAAAGUCGGCCAAAGUCUCGCGCUUAGUUUCUUCAACGGGGCAAGACCUUAUAUACCACACUAACAAUGGUCAAAAGCACACAUCAAAACACACCGCAUUUUCGUUUUUGAUUAAAAGGAAGACCGGCUCAAAGCAAGUUAUUGGUUGGACAAAUAAGUUUGGACAUGGAAUCUCUUAUAAUGAUGUUCUUCUUAUUGAAACGCACUUGGCGAUGGAGCACACUCAAGACCAACUCCAUAGAUCUUUUACUCCUUCAAUCAUUCAACCUUCGCAUUUCGUUACAUUCGUUUGGGAUAAUAACGAUAUUAAUCCUGAAAGUCUUAAAGGUUUUACACUGCAUUGCACCAACGGGAUUAUCAUACAAUCAUCAACAGCUCAUUUGAAUUCGACCGAGCAGCCAUCUUCCAAUACACGUAUAGCAACUACUGCGAAGAGGAAACCAAGGUCCUUCCAGCCAAUACAUAAUGAUAUCGCCCCCUACAUUCAAGUUAAACGAAAGUGUACGGAAGCUCCAACGGAUGUUGAUUUAAAUUUAUAUGAAGAAGAAGUUCAGUACUCCAGCCAGAUUGACACUCUUUGGAUUGUUGCAAAAAGUCAGUCGAGCAAACUCGGCAUCCAACAGCAAAUUCCCAAUUGGACUGGAUUUAAUUAUUUGGUAUGUGGCGAUGACUGCGACAAUUUCCACAAUAUUGGAUAUUUGCCGGCUAUUAACCAAUCUCCAACAUCGCAUGACACUGUUCUAGAACUCCUCUCGCAAUCUAAACUGAAAGCAGAGAAGCUUGGGUUGACGGAAACUGACGUUGUUCUGGACAUGGCCAUCUACGCCAAAGCUGUUGAAAUUAUCAUGAAUCCACGGUAUGUAGAUCUGAAGAAGUUCAUAGUCUUGCGUCUUGGAGCUUUCCACACCAUGUGCAUUUUUAUCGCUGUUAUUGGAAAACGAUUUGGUGAUGCUGGCCUUCGUGAUAUAAUUGUGGAAUCAACUCUUCUUGGAGAAAGCUCUGUUGAUCAAAUGUUCAGAGGGAAACACUACAAUAACGCCAUGAGAGUUCUGAAGUAUUUGUAUGAUGCAAUGAAGAGGCAUAUGAUUGAAAGCUUUGAGCAGUCUGUUCACAAUGGCCAUUUAGAGAGAAGUUAUAAAGAUUUUAUCGAGUCAGCAGGGCUUCAAAAGCUUAUUUCCUCGCCAUCUAAAGAAUCGCUGGAAACCUUUCGUGAUGAUCACCGGGAUGUGAUUAGCCAUAUCCACGCAUAUGAAAAUUCUCUUUUGGCUGGUUCCCUAGGUCCAACUGCAAGUGUUUGGUCAUCAUUUUUGCAAAUGGUACAAAUUCUGCUUGAUUUUGCCAGAUCGAUAAAACUCGGUGACUGGAAACUGCAUCUUCAAUCAACUGAGAACAUGUUGCCGUGGAUGUUUGCCUACGAUCGACCUAACUACGCUCGCUUUCUGACCUACUAUCUAGUUUCUAUGAAGAAAUUGCCAGAAACGCAUCCGCGCAUCCACCAACAGUUUGAAGCAGGGCAUUUCUCUGUUCGAAGACAACAAGGUAAAUUCAACAAAAUACCAUCGGAUCAAGCAAUUGAGCAGACUAUCAACAGGCAGCAGAAGUGUGCUGGUGGUAUUAUUGGUUUUAGCACGUCGGAAGGUACCGUGCAAAGAUGGGCUCUGACAAGCCAUGUUGCUGCUAAAUGCCAGUCUCAUGUGGAAGAAUUUCUUGGGAUGUCUGAUGAUAGAUGCGUGACGAAAGAUUUAGCUACGAAAAGGAUCUUAUACGACGAAGAAUGUGUUAUUCGAAGCUAUGACCUCGUCAAAGAGUGGGGAACACCAUUUAAAGAAAACAACCGAUUGAUACACCUUAGUUCUGGUUUGGAGAGCAGCGCGCAGGUAGAAAACGACAUGGUAAAUGCAGAAGCGAGAGGAAAGGAGGCAUUUGUAAAUUUUAUUGAGAAGCGCAUAGAGUCCAACGACGAAGAUUUGUACAUCGCAAUCCCCAAAAUGAAGUUAAAUACCUUUGCAUCAAUGAAGGCGAAGAAGUCAUGCUCCGUAAAAGAACGAAGUGUAACGCUGAAAGCUGAUAGAGAUAUCUUUGCACGAUUGUUGGUAAUAUGCGGAAAGCGAGAAAUUACGUUAAAGGAGGUACUUGCAUAUUCGUUAGGCCCUAUUCCUUGGUCGUUAGCCACAUUGGAUGGGAAUGUGUCGAAGACAGUCAAAUCAAAGUUGUUGGACGCCAUUGAAAACACAGUUGAUGAUCCAACCGUAGAUGCGCCUCCAAAUAAUUGUGUACGAGUGUUUGAUGGUAUGGUCAUCAUCCAACAAUUGGGCUCGUUAUGUUUGGCGACAUUUGGUGAAAUUUCUGAGUACGUGCUAAAAAGAAUUACGUCGCAUUCGUCGAAAGUGAUUUAUUUUGUCACCGACCAAUAUUAUGAUGAUUCUUUGAAAGGCUGCGAGCGAAAACGACGAGCAUCUGCUGGAAGUAUUCGCAUACAGUUAACCAGGCGAGAUCAGAAGCCGCCGAAACAAUUUAAAAAGUAUCUAAGUGAUGGUUGCAAUAAAGUGGAUCUUGUCAAGUUUUUCCUUGCAGACUGGUCGGAUCCUGAUCGUUUCAAAACCAUGAUAGCAAAUCGAAUUAUAUUGGUGACAGUGGCAAGCGUAGCAUAUCGGCUGCAAGUAACGUCCGAUAAAGUUACAUCAACACCAGAAGAAGCUUUACACUCCAAACAAGAAGAAGCAGAUACAAAGAUGUUUCUUAGUUGCCAACAUGCCGUUCAACAAUUCUCGUGCGAAAAUAUCUGCAUUUCCACGGUCGACAGCGAUGUUGGUGUUCUUGCUAUUUAUUAUAAAGAUCGACUCCAUUGUGACCUAUUUGUAGAAAUUGGUUCAAAAAGCAAGAAACGAAUUCUAUCGGUUUCCAAGAUUUUCGACAACAUUGGAAAAGAGAUGUCCGAUGUUCUUCCUGCAUUGCAUGCAAUAAGUGGCUGCGAUUUCACAAGUGCAUUUUAUGGAAUUGAAAAGCAAAAGAUGUACAAGAUCGCAAAGAGCUCUGAUAGUUUCAAGGAUGUCCUGUCGAAGAUGGGAGACA
Molecule: messenger RNA, 5501 nt
Organism: Paramuricea clavata
Lineage: Eukaryota; Metazoa; Cnidaria; Anthozoa; Malacalcyonacea; Plexauridae
Source: the annotation of a GenBank genome assembly